UAUUGAAAGAGUUUGAGCGCUACUUCCCAACCACAAAAGAUCCACGAACUGCCAAAGAAUGGAUCCGCGACCCAUUUCUCAACAAACCAGGUGAAUCCAACAUGUCUGUGCAAGAAGAAGAUCAACUGCUUGAGAUCGCAAAUGACGGCGGCCUUAAAAGUAUUUUCGAGACAACAACUCUGCCGGUGUUCUGGAUCAACUCUGCCGGUGUUCUGGAUCAUAAUUCGUGUUUAUUAUUAUGUUUAGGAAAUACCACAGUUUUCAUGCAGGUCAUAUCAUAUUAUUUUGUUGUACUUAUCUGCCACACCUUAAACGCCGGUCCCUGAAAAUAUUGUCUGACAUUAAACCGGUCCGUGGGGCAAAAAAGGUUGGGGACCGCUGAUAUGAAGGAUAUUUGGAGGAUUACACAGCAGAGAUUCCAUGGACUACCAAGCACAGAUGGAAAGUAAAAGACAGGGCACAGCUACAGGAUAACACACAAGACCACAUGAGUCAGCAUAUGGCUUCCCACAGAGAAGUUAGAGAUGAUGUCACCAGUAGGAGCUCCUCAACACCUAGGCUUUUGGAUACUGCCUUUCAACAGGAUGAAAAUAAAGAUGACCAAAUCAACACAGAAGAGCACCGGAGUAACACUUCCAACAGUGAAGAUGAAGAUGAUGAACUCGCCAACACUGAGAACCCUACCACAAGCCACUCGGAUGUGGACAUUUCAGAGAAUGAGGAAGCCUUUUCACAAUCUGAAGAGGACUUGAUUGAUGCUGCUAGUAAUGAAGGUGAAAACCAUGCUGAUGAUGAAGACGUGAUAGAGGGGAAUAGUACUCAUGAAAAGACACCUGAAUUUCCAGUGGGCAGUGAAGACCAAGCAGAUGGUGACAAGCCCCUGUAUCCUGGAGCACCUGUUUCAAAGCGAGAAAGUAUAUUGAUGCUGAUGUCUUAUGUGCUGCGGAACAAUUUCAGGGGCAAAGCACUUACUCAUUUACUGGAACUGUUCAACCUGAUGUUUCCAGGUCUAAUUCCACGCUCACAUUACCUUUUUCACAAAGAAUUUGGAGGUUCAUCACAGUCUGAAGUUCAUUUUUAUUGUGAAAAAUGUUUAGCAUACCUUGGCAUUAGUGCAGACUGUCCCUCUUAUUGUACCUUUUGCAACACAGUAUUUGAUGCCAACACAAGUUUAAAAAAGGGCUUCUACUUUUUUGUAAUCCCCCCUCAUGCACAGAUUAAACAACUUCUGCAGGAACAUGAUGUCAGUCUUAUUGAAAAAAGUAGAUCCUCUGGUGUUUUAACUGAUAUACAGUCUGGUGGAGAGUAUCAAAAAUUGUGUGACAGUGGAGUUCUUGGAAAAGAUGAUUUGACUCUAAUUUGGAAUUGUGACGGUGCACCAGUGUUUAAAAACUCUAAAUGCAGCAUUUGGCCGAUUCAGUGUGAGAUGAUUGAACUGGAACCAGAAAUGAGAAAAAGACACAUUUUGAUGUCAGCAAUAUGAUUUGGGCCAACUAAACCAUCCAUGUUUACAUUGCUGACACCAUUUGUGAAAGAAGCUUCAUUAUUGGAGACUUUAGGUAUUGACUGGCAAGACAGACAAGGACAUGGUCAUGUUUCCAAAGUAUUUGUGCUGAUUUGUAGCUCUGAUUCUGUGGCUUGUCCAUUGCUUCACAACACUGAACAGUUCAGUGGUUUUUAUGGCUGUGAUUCCUGCUUGCACAGAGGUGGUAAAUCAUAUCCAUAUGAGCAACCUGAACCCCCACUUAGAAAUGAGAGGGAUCCUUUCAGUCAUGCAAUGUCAGGUACAACUGAUGACCCAGUGUAUGGAGUCAAAGGGCCAUCUCCUUUAAUGCAGCUUUCAACACUUCCAAAUGAUAAAUGGCUUCAUUCCUGAAUAUCGACACAAGGUGUGCCUUGGAGUCACUCGGCAACUGUCUACACUGUGCUUUGAUUCAACAAACAGUGAUUCCCCCGGUACAUAGGUAAAGAGAUGAAGUUGAUAGGCGACUUGUAAAAAUCAAACCACCUGUUAAGAUUACUAGGAUACCAAGGUCACUGACUGAAAAGAAGUUCUGGAAAGAUUCAGAGUGGCGAGCAUUUCUACUUUUCUCCUCUCUACCUGUAUUGAAAGGCAUACUCCCAGCAAGAUUUUGGAACCAUUUGUUCCUACUGGUGUUUGGCAUAUAUACAUUAUUGCAGGAAACCAUAAAGGCCGAAAGCAUCCUGAUGGCAGAGCUAGCUCUAAAGAAAUUUGUCAUUGUGUUCCAAAGACUGUAUGGAAAGAACAACAUGACCUUUAAUAUGCACUUGCUAACACACACUGCUCAAGGUGUCAAACACUGGGGGCCAUUAUGGGCUACAUCAACCUUUUCAUUUGAAUCCAAUACGGGCACUCUCAUAAAGUAUUUUCAUGGAACACACUGUGUCCCCUCACAAACAGUCAAAAUAUUUCUGUUCUGGAGAGAAUUGCCAGAAAGGGCCAAGAACACUAUCCACCCAGAACAUGAAAAUCUUUUGUUGAAGAACUUUACUCUAGUAAAAGAAAAACAGAAAAUUGUGAAAUACUAAAUGAAAGUGUCAGAGGUUUGGGUCAUCCUCCAGUGCAAAAAAGCAUUAAAAUGUCAUAUAGGCGUGCCAUUGCAAAGUUCUGUGGAAAUCUGAGCAACUGCUUCUGGUCUUACAACCAUUUUUUUGGUUGAUGGAGUUCUGUAUCACAGUCAAAACCGUGACAGACUGAAGAAGAGAUACAACAGUGCUGGAUGCUUGAACGAUGGUACAUUUUGUUUAAUUAAUGACUUGGUUAUUUUUAAACAAAUGUGUUCACAUCAAAUUUCUGUAUUUUGUUCAUGUGCCAAACUAUUGUGUUUUAGUUGAGUUACUUGUUAAAUCAGACAGGCCCGUAUGUAAAGAUUCACAGAUCAAUGUACAAAGUACUUUAAUAUAUGAGGUUAAAAGAACUGAAAACAUGAUUAAAACAAAAUGUGUUAUUGUUGAAACAGAUGAUGUUGUGUACAUAACACCAUUGUCAAACCCUUAUGAAAGGGACUAGAAGUUGAUCAAUAAA
Acanthopagrus latus (yellowfin seabream) is the source of this 3046-nucleotide messenger RNA. RefSeq lists its product as uncharacterized. The record is from RefSeq and is a predicted model, not a curated record. The transcript is spliced from 5 exons. The coding region runs from base 488 to 1483 and encodes 331 amino acids. NCBI's taxonomy places the organism in Eukaryota, Metazoa, Chordata, Actinopteri, Spariformes, Sparidae.